AUGUUGCUAACAUACGGUAUUUUAGUCGGUGAGGUUGCUAGAGCUGAUAUUGUUACAUCCCAUGGUGUUUCCAGAGGUAUGGGAAUACUAACGUCUUCAAAUAAUAAUAAUUAUAAUUUGAUUUGUAUUAGAACUGUGGAAUUUGUUAAUGAAGAAGACGUGCAAAAAGCUAUUGACAGGUUCAAUCAUACCACAUUUUUAGGCCGUGAAAUCUUUGUUAGAGAAGAUAAUCCCCCUCCUGAACAAAGAGACAGCGGUCGUGAUCGUUAUAGUGAUCGUUACAGAGAAAGAGACAGAUAUGAUCGUAACCGUGAUCGUGAUCGUGGAAGAUUUGGUGGAAGAGAUAGAUACGAUCGUGGUGGUCGUGAUGAUCGCAGAUAUGAUAGACAUGACCGAUAUGAUAGAGAAGGUGGCUCAUACAACACUUCAAAAGGGUAUGAGAUUUUUGUUGCUAACUUGCCAUUCAGUGUCAACUGGCAACGUCUAAAAGAUCUUUUCCGUGAGAUUGGCGAUAUCAUUCGUGCAGAUGUUGCUGAAGAUUAUAGAGGUCGUUCCAAAGGAUAUGGAACUGUCAGUUUUGCUACCAAAGAAGAAUCAGAUAGGGCGAUUGAGAAAUUCAAUGGCCGUGAAGUUGAAGGCAGACAGUUAGACGUGAGAGCAAGUAAAUUCAAUCCACCAGACGAAAGCAAUGAUGAAGAUGGCGAAAGAGACUUUGGCAGAAGGAGCUCAUCACGCAGCCAAUCAUCCAAACCCAAAGAUGAAGACGAUUUCCCAGAAGGAAUCAGAGGAUUGGGAGAGAAGAGUAAUACCAUUUUUGCUAGCAACUUGCCAUGGUCCACCUCUGAUGAUGAUUUGUAUGAUUUGUUUGAAACUGUUGGUGUUGUUGACAAAGCUAAAAUCCAGCUUGACUCGACUGGAAGAGGCAAUGGGUCAGCAGUUGUUAGAUUUGAACAAGAAGAUGAUGCUACCACAGCCAUUGAAAGGCUCGACGGUUUUGAGUAUGGCAAGCGUGAUUUAAGAAUUUCAUAUGCCUUGUUUCCACCCUCCAAAAACGAUGUGGACACUGAAAUCUAG
Messenger RNA from Ascoidea rubescens DSM 1968, 1074 nucleotides. Its product is annotated as RNA-binding domain-containing protein. Gene Ontology annotation, molecular function: mRNA binding. The record is from RefSeq and is a predicted model, not a curated record. Gene Ontology annotation, cellular component: cytoplasm; ribonucleoprotein complex; nucleus. The coding region runs from base 1 to 1074 and encodes 357 amino acids. The transcript is spliced from 3 exons. Lineage: Eukaryota; Fungi; Ascomycota; Saccharomycetes; Ascoideales; Ascoideaceae.